AUGGCCGCGCUGCACAGGCUAAAAAGCCUGUUUCCGCCCGCUGUACGUGCGCUGCACUCGCAGGCCACGCCACCCACACCGUCCUCCACCGCACAGGCACUCAGUCUCAUCCGCACACAACCAUCACAAUAUAUCAUCGCUUCGAUAGCAGGCCGGAAAUACCUCCUCGCCCCGCGCGACCUGCUCACCGUACCACGGCUCAAGGACGCCUCAGUCGGCGACGUCCUCGCCCUCGACCGGAUUCACGAAGUCGGCUCGCGCGAUUACACAAUUCGCGGCAACCCGGAGCUUUCACCGGAAACCGUCCGCGUAGAAGCGACCGUCGUAGAGCACACGAAGGGGAAGAUGGAGCACAUCUUCAAGAAGAAGCGGCGAAAGGGGUACGAGAGGACGAUCAUGCACAAGCAGACAUACACUCGUCUGCGGAUAGGGCCACUUGACAUUCAUCCUCCCGCGUCUUCAUAGCAUUUUCCUUGCUUUUUUUUUUUGCGUUCUUUUAUUGUACUUUCAAUCAUAUUUUCGGUGGCUCGAUGGACAUAACAUGACAUUGCGAAGCGAUGACGACAAGAAAAAGCAGAUAACUAGCAUGAGACAAUAC
Stereum hirsutum FP-91666 SS1 is the source of this 598-nucleotide messenger RNA. RefSeq lists its product as uncharacterized. The record is from RefSeq and is a predicted model, not a curated record. Gene Ontology annotation, molecular function: structural constituent of ribosome; RNA binding. Gene Ontology annotation, biological process: translation. NCBI's taxonomy places the organism in Eukaryota, Fungi, Basidiomycota, Agaricomycetes, Russulales, Stereaceae. Gene Ontology annotation, cellular component: ribosome; mitochondrial large ribosomal subunit. The coding region runs from base 1 to 465 and encodes 154 amino acids. The transcript is spliced from 2 exons.